AUGUCUAGCCGAACUUGGCACGAAUGUUUCUCUUCUGCUUUUGAAAGUGAUAUCGUAUCUUUGACAAAAGAAAAUAAAGUUUCUACUUAUCGUACCGAGCAUUUUCAAGCUGAAUCCAAUAAUAAAUUUACAGUAUUUAAAUCUGAAUCGCAUAAUCAUGAUCAACGUAAUAAUACAACUCGUCUCAAAUCGCCUAUUCGUGAUACUGUUCGCCAAAUGUCGGAUAAAGGUAUGACACAAACACAAAUCAGAAAAGCUGUUUCAGUAAUUCAUCCAAGUUUAACCGUAGACGCAAAAAUUAAAAAUAUUGUUCAGUAUAGUCGUUUAAAAACUCGUAAAAAUAAAUUGCAUGAUGUAUUUGUGCCAUAUUAUGAAGCUAUUGAUAUUAAUCAUAGAUUUAUUUGUAUUACUAGACGUCAGUUAUUAUCUGCAUAUUUAAAUCGUCAUUUUCAACCAUUAGGAUUAUGGUUAAUAUCAACAGAUGAAUCAGCAGAUACAUUUAAAACUUUAUUUCGUGUAUUAAAAUCAUGUAUACCACUAAUCAUUCAACAACCAUAUGAUAUUACUCAUGUUAUGGCUGAUGGUACUGGUGGCAUUACCAGUGCCAUGUGUGAGUUACCACAAGCACGUCGACUUAGGUGUUGGGCACACGUAAUCCAUAAGAGUCGUGAACAUCGAAAAUUGGUAUUAGAUAAAGAAAAAUGGUUGGCUAUUGAAAAAGAUAUCGUCAAUUUACAAUUAGUUUUAAUGAUCAUUUAUUUGUGGUUAUUAUCAUUACCAUUUUGGUAUGAAGGUAGUGCAAAUCUUAGUCCAUCUACUAAUAACGGUCUUGAAUCGUUGAAUCGUAAAAUCAAACAAAUGUACGCAUUACGUAACAAAUUGUCAUUGUCAUCAUUCUUACAAACAGCUGAAUAUAUGUUGUAUGACUGCUCAUUAGCUAGCGCGAAUACACCAUUUGCUAUUCAAAUUGAAUUUACUGAUGAUUUGGCAGUUAGGGCAUACCAAUGGUUACAAAAACUUGAUCGAGCAAAAGUAUUACAUUUAGGUGCAGCUAGUUAUGUUGUACCUUCUUCUGAACAAAAAAUGGGUACAUCAUUAUCAUAG
Messenger RNA from Didymodactylos carnosus, 1104 nucleotides. NCBI's taxonomy places the organism in Eukaryota, Metazoa, Rotifera, Eurotatoria, Philodinida, Philodinidae. The record is from the annotation of a GenBank genome assembly.